Morus notabilis is the source of this 1976-nucleotide messenger RNA. RefSeq names its product probable polyamine transporter At1g31830. Gene Ontology annotation, biological process: transmembrane transport. The record is from RefSeq and is a predicted model, not a curated record. Bases 567 to 1976 code for a protein of 469 amino acids. NCBI's taxonomy places the organism in Eukaryota, Viridiplantae, Streptophyta, Magnoliopsida, Rosales, Moraceae. Gene Ontology annotation, molecular function: transmembrane transporter activity. The transcript has 2 exons. Gene Ontology annotation, cellular component: membrane.
AAAAAAGAGAGACAGAAACAUGGCAAUUGUGAAGCGACUCAUCUUCGCCAAUGGGAUUGCACCAGAGGCUCCUUCUAUUGGCGCUUUUCUCUUUCGGUCGUUUUUUUUAAAAAAAAAUGCAAAUGUCUAAUUACCCCUCGAGUUCGUUUUUCUCUGUUUCUCUCUGUCUUGGUCUACGAUUUGCGAAGCAAAAGUUCCCUUUUUUUAAAAAAAAAAAAAAAAAAAAAGGGCCAAAUGGAUCGAAAAAAACGUCACUUCUCGCCGUGAAGAGGACGCGUGGUGGGAUAUUCAGAGAAUCACUCCUCGCGCUUUAUGACACAUCACUUCAAUUACCAACAUACUUCGAGCUUCUAGCGAAUCUCGCCUCUGCUUCUUUCAAUGGUUUAUAUUCUUCUUUUUGUUCUUCUUCUUCUUCUUCAUAAUUUGCUAAUUUCGUGAUUGAAUCCUUAUUGUACGGCGUCGUUUCGUUUCUUUCCUUUUCCUGUUCGGAUUGAUUUCUUUCGAUUCUUUGAUCCCCGAGACGAAAGAAGCAGAGAAGCUCAUUGUCUAGGCAAACUUCUGCUCCAAUGCCGGAGUACAACGGUGCUGAAUAUGUUCCUUUAGGGGAGGGAUCUUCUCCCAAGUUAGAAAGAAUUCAUAAGGUAUCGGUUGUACCUCUUGUAUUCUUGAUCUUCUAUGAGGUCUCAGGAGGGCCAUUUGGGGUUGAGGACAGUGUCCAGGCUGCUGGUCCCCUUUUAGCCCUUCUUGGUUUUCUGGUUUUCGCGGUUAUAUGGAGCAUUCCUGAGGCCUUGAUCACUGCCGAGAUGGCGACGAUGUUCCCCGAAAACGGAGGAUAUGUAGUUUGGGUUUCAUCAGCUUUGGGGUCCUAUUGGGGCUUCCAACAAGGUUGGAUGAAAUGGCUAAGUGGGGUCAUUGACAAUGCUCUAUACCCAGUUCUUUUCUUGGACUAUCUCAAAUCAGCAAUUCCUGUGUUGGAGAGUGGUCUCUAUAGAAUAAUUGCAAUUCUGUUAUUGACUGCUGUUUUCACUUACUUGAACUAUAGGGGCUUGACCAUUGUGGGUUGGGUUGCUAUUUUGCUGGGGGUAUUUUCGCUUCUUCCUUUCGUAUUCAUGGGAUUCGUUGCGAUUCCCAAACUAAAGCCUUCGAGAUGGCUUGUGGUAGAUCUUCAGAAUGUGAACUGGGCAUUGUACUUGAACGUUUUGUUCUGGAAUCUAAACUACUGGGAUUCCAUUAGUACUCUGGCUGGUGAGGUAGAGAAUCCGAGUAGAACGCUUCCGAAAGCUCUCUUUUACGCUCUUAUCUUGGUUGUAUUGGGAUACAUUUUCCCCCUUCUGAUAGGAACAGGUGCUGUUCCAGUUCAUCGUGAACUGUGGUCCGAUGGUUAUUUCUCAGAGAUCGCGAAAAUGCUUGGUGGAGUGUGGUUAAGAUUUUGGGUCCAAGCAGCAUCCGCUUUGUCAAACAUGGGGAUGUUCGUAGCGGAGAUGAGUAGUGACGCGUAUCAGCUUCAGGGAAUGGCGUGCCGUGGGAUGCUUCCUGCAUUUUUCGGCAAGAAGUCUCGGCACGGGACUCCUCUCAUGGGAAUUCUAUUUUCUGCCUCCGGUGUGAUUUUACUCUCCUGGUUGAGUUUCCAGGAGAUAGUGGCUGCAGAGAACUAUUUGUACUGUUUUGGGAUGAUUAUGGAGUUCAUAGCAUUUGUGAAGUUGAGAAUGAAAUAUCCAGCUGCAUCUAGGCCUUAUAAGAUACCUGUAGGCACAGCUGGUGCAAUUUUGCUUUGUAUUCCUCCAACCCUUUUGAUACUCGUGGUUUUAGCUCUUGCUUCUUCAAAGGUCAUGGUGAUAAGCAUCUUGGCAGUGAUAAUUGGGCUAGUUAUGCAACCUUGUCUAAAGUACUCUGAGAAGAAGAGAUGGUUGAGGUUCUCCGUGGAGUCUGACCUUCCAGAUAUCCUUUCUGCAGAUCACCAGUGCAAUGAACCAUGA